GAGGGCGGGGCUGGAGCCGGGGCGGCCGCGCUCCCGCUCGCGCUGCGCAUUCUCUCCGGGCGGCGGCGCCCCCUGCGCAGCGCGAACAUGGCGCCCCCGAGCCGCAGGCAGCCGCGCCUCCUCCGCGCCCUGCUCGCCCCGCUGGCCCUGCUCGCGCUGCUGCCGCCACCGGCUCCGGGCGCGGCGGGGACGCAGACGCUGCCCGGCCGCACGCCCCGGGCCCAGGACCGCGGCUUCCUCGUGGUGCGGGCCGACCCGCGGGAGCUGCGGCCGCGGGCGCGCGGGGAGCCGCUGCGCAGGAGACGGAGCGCCGCGCUGCAGCCGGAGCCCAUCCAGGUGUACGGACAGGUUAGUCUGAAUGAUUCCCACAACCAGAUGGUGGUGCACUGGGCCGGAGAGAAGAGCAACGUGAUCGUGGCCUUGGCCCGAGACAGCCUGGCCGUGGCCCGCCCCCGGAGCAGCGACGUGUACGUGUCUUACGACUACGGGAAAUCAUUUCAGAAAAUCUCUGAGAAGCUGAACUUCGGUGCGGGAAACAGCAGCGAGGCGGUGAUCGCCCAGUUCUACCACAGCCCCGCUGACAACAGGCGGUACAUCUUCGCAGACGCCUACGCCCAGUACCUCUGGAUCACGUUCGACUUCUGCAACACCAUCCGAGGCUUUUCCAUCCCGUUCCGGGCCGCCGAUCUCCUCCUGCACAGCAAGGCCUCCGACCUCCUCCUGGGCUUCGACAGGUCUCACCCCAACAAGCAGCUGUGGAAGUCGGACGAUUUUGGCCAGACCUGGAUCCUGAUUCAGGAGCAUGUGAAGUCCUUUUCUUGGGGGAUUGAUCCCUACGACAAGCCAAACACCAUCUACGUGGAAAGGCACGAGCCCUCCGGGUACUCCACAGUUUUCCGAAGCACAGACUUCUUCCAGUCCCGGGAGAACCAGGAGGUGAUCCUGGAGGCAGUGAGAGACUUCCAGCUGCGGGACAAGUACAUGUUUGCCACCAAGGUGGUGCACCUCCCGGGCAGCCAGCAGCUGCCGUCCGUGCAGCUCUGGGUCUCCUUUGGCCGGAAGCCCAUGCGAGCAGCCCAGUUUGUCACCAGACAUCCCAUUAAUGAGUAUUACGUCGCAGACGCCUCCGAGGACCAGGUGUUUGUGUGUGUCAGCCACAGUGACAACCGCACUGACUUGUACAUCUCGGAGGCGGAGGGGCUGCGGUUUUCCCUGUCCCUGGAGAACGUGCUCUACUACAGCCCGGCUGGGGCCGGCAGUGACACGCUGGUCAGGUACUUUGCGAGUGAGCCGUUUGCUGACUUCCACCGCGUGGAAGGGCUGCAGGGCGUGUUCAUCGCCACCCUGGUGAACGGCUCCAUGAAGGAGGAGAACAUGAGAUCAGUCAUCACCUUUGACAAAGGGGGCACCUGGGAGUUUCUCCAGGCCCCGGCUGUCACGGGAUAUGGAGAAAAAAUCGAUUGCGAGCUGUCCCAGGGCUGUUCCCUGCACCUGGCCCAGCGGCUCAGCCAGCUGCUCAGCCUCCAGCUGCGGAGGAUGCCCAUCCUGUCCAAGGAGUCGGCUCCUGGUCUCAUUGUUGCCACCGGUUCGGUGGGAAAGAACUUGGCCAGCAAGAUGAGCGUGUACGUCUCCAGCAGUGCGGGCGCCCGGUGGCGAGAGGCGCUGCCCGGCCCUCACUACUACACCUGGGGAGACCACGGCGGCAUCCUCGUGGCCAUCGCCCAGGGCAUGGAAACCAACGAGCUGAAAUACAGCACCAACGAGGGGGAGACCUGGCAGACAUCCGUCUUCUACAGGAAGCCCGUGUUCGUGUACGGGCUGCUCACGGAGCCCGGCGAGAAGAGCACCGUCUUCACCAUCUUUGGCUCCGACACAGAGAAUGUGCACAGCUGGCUGAUCCUCCAGGUCAACGCCACCGACGCCCUGGGGGUCCCCUGCACCGAAAACGACUACAAGCUGUGGUCCCCGUCAGACGAGCGGGGCAGCCAGUGCCUGCUGGGCCACCGGACGGUCUUCAAGCGCCGGACGCCUCACGCCACGUGCUUCAACGGCGAGGACUUCGACAGGCCCGUGGUGGUGGCCAACUGCUCCUGCACCCGCGCCGACUACGAAUGUGACUUCGGCUUCAAGAUGAGUGAAGACCUGUUGUUAGAGGUUUGCGUGCCGGAUCCUGAGUUCUCUGAGAAGUCAUAUUCCCCUCCUGUGCCAUGCCCUGCGGGUUCCACUUACAGGAGAACGAGAGGCUAUCGGAAGAUUUCCGGGGACACGUGCAGUGGAGGAGAUGUCGAAGCGCGACUGGAGGGAGAGCUGGUCCCGUGCCCCGUGGCAGAGGAGAACGAGUUCAUCCUGUUUGCCACGCGCAAGUCCAUCCACCGCUAUGACCUGGCCUCGGGCGCCACCGAGCAGCUGCCGCUCUCCGGCCUGCGGGCCGCCGUCGCCCUGGACUUCGACUACGCGCGCAACUGCUUGUACUGGUCCGACCUGGCCUUGGACCUCAUCCAGCGCCUGUGUCUGAACGGGAGCACCGGGCAGGAGGUGAUCAUCAGCUCCGGCCUGGAGACCGUGGAGGCCUUGGCCUUCGACCCGCUCGGCCAGCUGCUGUACUGGGUGGACGCCGGCUUGAAGAAGAUAGAGGUCGCUCAUCCUGAUGGUGACUUCCGGCUCACGAUCGUCAAUUCCUCUGUGCUCGAUCGGCCCCGCGCCCUGGCCCUCGUGCCCCAGGAGGGGGUGAUGCUCUGGACCGACUGGGGAGACCUGAGGCCGGGCAUUUACCGGAGCAACAUGGACGGCUCCGCUGUGCGCUCCCUCGUGUCCGAGGACGUGAAGUGGCCCAAUGGCAUCUCUGUGGACGAGCAGUGGGUCUACUGGACGGACGCCUACCUGGACUGCAUCGAGCGGGUCUCCCUCCGCGGCCAGCAGCGCUCGGUCCUCCUGGGCGGCCUCCCGCACCCCUAUGCCAUCGCGGUCUUCAAGAACGACCUCUACUGGGACGACUGGUCACAGCUCAGCAUCUUCCGAGCAUCCAAGCAGGGCGGGUCGCAGGUGGAGCUGCUGGCCAGCCAGCUCCCGGGGCUGAUGGACAUGAAGGUUUUCUACAAGGGGAAGACCACUGGGAGCAACGCCUGUGUGCCCAGGCCCUGCAGCCUGCUGUGCCUGCCCAAGGCCGACGGCAGCCGGAGCUGCAGAUGUCCAGAGGGCGUGGCGGGCACCCAGCUCCCGGCCGGGGACCUGCAGUGCGAGUGCCCCGGGGGCUACCAGCUGAAGAACAACUCCUGCGUGAAAGAAGAGAGCACCUGUCUCCGCAGCCAGCAUCGCUGCAGCAACGGGAACUGCAUCAGCAGCGUCUGGCGGUGUGACUUCGACGACGACUGCGGAGACCUGAGCGACGAGAGGAACUGCCCUACGACCGUGUGUGACCCGGAGACGCAGUUCCGCUGCCAGGAGUCGGGGACCUGCGUCCCGCUCUCCUACAAGUGUGACCUGGAGGACGACUGUGGCGACAACAGCGACGAGAGCCACUGUGAGACGCACCAGUGCCGGGAUGACGAGUACAACUGCAGCUCGGGCCUGUGCGUCCGCGCCUCCUGGGUGUGCGACGGCGACAAUGACUGCAGGGACUGGUCCGACGAAGCCAACUGCACGGCCGUCUACCACACCUGUGAGGCGUCCAACUUCCAGUGUCGCAACGGGCACUGCAUCCCCCGGCGCUGGGCCUGCGACGGGGACCUGGACUGCCAGGACGGCUCUGACGAGGACCCCGCCAGCUGCGAGAAGAGGUGCAACGGCUUCCGCUGCCCGAACGGCACCUGCCUCCCCUCCAGCAAGCACUGCGACGGCCUGCGGGACUGCGCGGACGGCUCCGACGAGCAGCGCUGCGAGCCCCUCUGCACCCGCUUCAUGGACUUCGUGUGCAAGAACCGCCAGCAGUGCCUGUUCCACUCCAUGGUGUGUGACGGGGUCGUGCAGUGCCGGGACGGCUCGGACGAGGACGCUGCCUUUGCCGGCUGCUCCCAAGACCCCGAGUUCCACAAGGAUUGUGACGAGUUCAGUUUCCAGUGUCAGAACGGCGUGUGCAUCAGUGUGGUCUGGAAGUGCGACGGCAUGGACGAUUGCGGCGACUACUCGGACGAAGCCAGCUGUGGGGAGGCCGCAGAAAGCCCCACCGAAGCCCCCAACUGCUCCCGCCACUUCCAGUUCCGGUGUGCGAACGGCCGCUGCGUCCCCAGCCGGUGGCGGUGCGACCGCGAGAACGACUGCGGGGACUGGUCCGACGAGGAGGCCUGUGUAGAUUCACAGGUUCUGCCCUCCCCCACUCCUUGGCCCUCCACGUGUCCACCGAAUUACUUCCGCUGCAGCGGCGGGGCCUGCGUGAUGGACAUCUGGGUGUGCGAUGGCUACCGGGACUGCGCGGACGGCUCGGACGAGGAAGCCUGCCCUUCGCCCGCCGGUGUUACUGCUGCCUCCGUGCCCACCCAGCUCGGGCAGUGUGGCCGGUUUGAGUUCGAGUGCCACCAGCCAAGGACGUGCAUCCCCAACUGGAAGCGCUGUGAUGGCCGUCGCGACUGCCCGGGAGGCCAGGACGAGGCCGGCUGCCCCACACGUGGUGCCCUGGCCUGUGCGAGCGGCGAGUUCCCAUGCGCGGACGGUGAGGCCUGCCUGCGGCCCUCGGAGCGCUGUGACGGCUUCCUGGACUGUGCGGAUGAGAGUGACGAGCAGGCCUGCAGCGAUGAACAGACUGUGUACAAGGUGCAGCACCUGCAGUGGACGGCCGACUUCUCUGGGGAUAUCACUUUGACCUGGAUGCGGCCCAAGAAGAUGCCCUCUGCUUCCUGUGUGUAUAAUGUCUACUACAGGGUGGUGGGGGAGAGCCUCUGGAAGACCCUGGAGACCCACAGCAACAAAACCAACACGCGGCUCCGAGUCCUGCAGCCGGACACCACGUACCAGGUGAAGGUGCAGGUGCAGUGCCUGAGCAAGGUGCACAGCACCAACGACAUCCUGACGCUGCGGACCCCCGAGGGGCUGCCCGAUGCCCCUCGGAACCUCCAGCUGUCCCUGCCCCGGGACGAGGAAGGAGCGAUUGUGGGCCACUGGGCCCCUCCCGCCCACAGCCAGGGCCUCGUGCGCGAGUACAUUGUGGAGUACAGCAGGAGCGGGUCCAGGACGUGGGCCUCCCAGAGGGCGGCGAGCAACGCCACGGAGAUCAGGAACCUGCUGGUCGGCGCUCAGUACACCGUCAGGGUGGCUGCGGUGACGAGCCGUGGAAUAGGAAACUGGAGCGACUCCAAAUCCAUCACCACCACACGGGGAAGAGGGAUCCCUCCUCCGGACAUCCACAUCGACGGCUGCACCGAGAGUUCUGUGAGCUUCACCCUGACCACGCAGAGCGACGUCCAGGUGAAUGGCUACGUGGUGAACCUCUUUUGGGCAUUUGACACUCACAGACAAGAGAAGAGGACUUUGACCUUUCGAGGGAGCAUGUUGUCCCACAAAGUGGGCAAUCUGACAGCGCAGACAUCAUACGAGAUUGCCGCCUGGGCCAGGACCGACCUAGGGGACAGUCCUCUGGCAUUCGAGCACAUCGUGACCAAAGGAGUCCGCCCUCCGGCUCCCAGCCUCAAAGCCAAAGCCCUUAACCAGACGGCUGUGGAAUGCACCUGGACUGGGCCCCGGGACGUGGUGUACGGCAUCUUCUAUGCCACGUCCUUCCUUGACCUCUAUCGGAACCCGAAGAGCUUGACGACUUCACUCCACAACAAGACGGUCACUGUCGGGAGGGACGAGCAGUACUUGUUUCUGGUCCGUGUGGUGGUGCCUUACCAGGGGCCGUCCUCGGACUCCGUGGUGGUGCGGAUGAUCCCGGACAGCCGGCUCCCGCCCCGCCACCUGCACACGGUGCGCACGGGCAAGACCUCCGCUGUGAUCAAGUGGGAGUCCCCUUAUGACUCCCCUGACCAGGACUUGUUGUACGCAGUCGCGGUCAAAGAUCUGAUAAGGAAGAGCGACAGGAGCUACAAAGUGAAGUCCGGGAACAGCACGGUGGAGUACACCCUGAGCAGGCUGGAGCCCGGAGGGAGGUACCACGUCGCUGUCCAGCUGGGGAACAUGAGCAAAGACGCCAGCAUAAAAGUCACCACAGUUUCAUUGUCAGCACCUGAUGCCUUAAAAAUCAUCACAGAAAAUGACCACGUCCUCCUGUUUUGGAAAAGUCUAGCUUUGAAGGAAAAGUAUUUUCAGGAGAGCAGGGGCUAUGAGAUACACGCCUUCGAUAACGCCAUGAACACCACGGCUUACCUCGGGAACACGACCGACAAUUUCUUCAAAGUCUCCAACCUGAAGCUGGGUCACAAUUACACGUUCACCGUGCGAGCCAGCUGCCUCCUGGGCAGCCAGCUCUGUGGGGAGCCGGCUGUGCUGCUCUUCGACGACUUGGGGUCAGGUGGGGAUGCGUCAGCGCUGCAGGCUGCCAGGGCUCCCGACGUGGCUGCCGUGGUGGUGCCCAUCCUGUUCCUGGUCCUGCUGAGCCUGGGGGUCGGCUUCGCCGUCCUGUAUGCCAAGCACCGGCGGCUGCAGGGCAGCUUCACCGCCUUCGCCAACAGCCACUACAGCUCCCGGCUGGGCUCGGCCGUCUUCUCCUCGGGCGACGACCUGGGGGAGGAUGACGAAGACACCCCGAUGAUAACUGGAUUUUCCGACGACGUCCCCAUGGUGAUAGCCUGAGAGAGCUCCUUUCCUCGCAAGAAACCAAAUGGUGUAAAUAUUUUAUUUGAUAAAGAGAGUUGAUGGUUUAUUUUAAAAGAAGCACUUUGAGUUGCAAUAUGUUAUUUUUAUACGGGCCAAAACCAAACAAACUGAAGAAGAAAGAAAGGAAUGAAUGAACUUUGUAGUAACAAUUGUGAACGUCAGGCGCGUUGGCUUUGGCCGCCCGACGGCUUUGAUGCGGUGUGAUGUCGGCUUGCAGGGCUGUGAGAUGACUCUGGUUGCGUAAAUCGCCAUCUUUUAUUUUUCUAAGACACAUAAAUGCAUUUGAUAAACAGGUCAGGAGAGUGGCGAGUGGAGUCCCUCCUCAUGGAAAGGAAGCUCCGUAUUUUGGAUUUCGUUUGGGUUUAGUGUGUGAACGUUUGGUGGGAAGAUUCUGUUAUGUCUUUCUGUUAACUUAUUGGGACUCUGCAUGAGGUGGCGCGAGGGCCACCUGACACCUCGGCGAGGAGCCCACAGUGCGAGGGCAGGAGCAGAAGCUGUUUGCCGUGGGGAACAGCCCAGUUUUGUUCCCUGUGGACAAGGAGGGCCCGGAGGGCGCCUGAGGCCUCGCCCCUUCCACCCGUGAGCAGCAGCUCCCCGUGACCAGCUGGAUCGCGCUGCACCACCCACUCCCUGCAGGCCUGGCUUCCAGAGCGCGGUGAGGACUGCGUGGGUGGUCGCUGCAGCGGCCGCUCCGGGUGGGAGAGCUGCAGCUCCGUGCCCAUGCUUCUGUUUUGUCGUCAUGUGUCGCUGACGCGUCUCCAAUGUCCAGUUCUGUGUGUGUCGGAACGGCCACUCCCUGUCCUCCAGGGUCUACACUGAUCUAUGCAGUCAUUUGAACUGGCCAGUGCCUUCUCUUCUUCCUUUCCUUCCCCCUCCCCAUGUCUCUGCUGGUCUAAGGGGUUCCAGAGAUCUGGGCGCCUGUGAUUGGAGGCCGUCCAGUCCCAUCACGCGGCAGGGCUGCUCUCGGUGAAAUGCCCGGGAUUGUGUUCUUUAGAUGCCACCCCGGUAUCCAAAUUGUGGCAACUCGGCAGGUGUGUGGACCCAUGGCGGACGGGUCCACCAUCCGCUGGAAUGUUGUGGGGACUCCUGCUGUGGGAGCCCACACAGACCACCCUCCCCAGGGGCAGGAGCCGGCCGCCCAGGGGCCCUCGUACCCCAGCUGCACAAACACCUUUCCUCUCAGAUGCAACGCACCGCCUUCCCCCACGUGUUGCUUUCUUUUAACCAAAACAACCAUCCUUGGAUUAUAACAUAGAUUCCUUCUAUGUAGGGAUUGUUUGGAAAACAAAGAGCAAAUGAAAUUGUAGUUUAAGAAUACACAGGGUGGGGCAAAAGUAGGUUUACAGUUGUUCAUCUGGGAAACGUACAGUAAUUAAUAAGCAGUGAUGGAAGAAUGAGCUGUUCCCACACAGCUGUGGGCCUGCCUCUGCCCCGCUCCGUGCUUGUAUUUUGGGUGAGGAAUGUUUCAGCUGUAGACGUUCACUCUGUCCGUGGGAAGGCGCGUCUGCUCUAACACGUGGUAAGGAGGAGCCUCCUCCGCCUGUUUUCUCUUCUUUCUGUCUUUCCUCUGUUAUUGUUUGAAGAUUGGCCUUUCUUUCCCGUGACUUACCUUGAAGUUCUGCAAAACUGCAAGCCCAGCCUCCCAGCCCCCAGUCUCCUUGAGUAGCGGCAAGAGGAGCCCACGGGGGACGCGUACCGGUCAGCAGGGCUGGUAACCGCGGCGGCUGCUGCGAGAGGCGCUGCACCUUCAUUUUCAGUCGCUCCGCAGGCCGCCUCUUCUCCGCUCCAGGGCGCCUGGGGGAGCUCUGAGGACCCAGUCUGCUGACCAGCGCCUCCUGGGAGCCCGCCGCCCCAAGACUGGCCGCCUCGCCUCUCCCUCGUGGCAGGAGGGGAGAGAGGCCGCGUGCCGUAUGAGAAAGCAGCCUUAGGGUGGGCUGUUCAUGCAGACGCGGAGCUGAGUCCCGAAGAAGAGCUCAACGGGCGCUACGUGCCAAGUAUCUAUUCUUACAAACAUUUGAGGGGUGCACUCUUCCUUCCCUCCGCACAGCUUCUGGGGUUGGGGGACAUGUGCUGUCCGCUAGAGCCAGAGGCGGAGUGAGUGGGAGAUGGGGAGAUAGAAGCAAAAGCUGUGGGCGCCCUUGGGUGGGGCCCGGCCGCUGUGUGCACUGGACCAGUCGGAGCCCUGGCUGUCUGUGACCUCGCUGGAGAUGCCACCUGAACGUUCGCCACGAAGGGAAGAGGGUUGUUCUCCCGGGGCCUGAGAACUUUCUAGAAGUGCACUCUGCGUGAGCUGCGAUGGACCACUAACGCGCCACUGGCACUCGGCAGCCAGGUGAGUGUGUGCACAUUUCCUCCGGACGCUGGCUUUGCCCGUCUGUGUUGCACGCCCGGAGCCUUGAGACCUGGGUUCAUGCAGACACGGGAGCGUCGGUCUCCUGGGUCCCGGUAGAAGCCAUGCUGUGCAGCCUGCUUCCAGGCUCGGAGGAGCGCAGGGGUCCCGGCCGCCGAGGGCAUGUUAUGCUGCGUGGAAACAUCUGCCUGGGGAGGAAGGGCUCCUGGGCUUCCGUGUUGGCGGUGCUGCGAGAGGCACUUGGGGGGCAGAUGUGGGGCACACGACCACGUGCUCUGCCCACUGGGGUGCUCCCCUAGGUUGGGCUUCACUUGAUUUUGGGAGGGUCUGGGGUGAGUGAUGGUGUGCAAGGCCCUCGUUCCCCAGGGAGAUCCAGCCCCACUUCAUGCCCAUCAGGGCCUCGGGGCAACCGCGACCCGCUGGGGCCCCCGUGAGUCCCUGCAAAGGCCUUUCUUCCUCUGCCGGGGCUGGGAGGCCCUUCAGAGAGAGCCCGGGUCACGUGAGCAAACCGAGUGCCACCUCCGCUCGGUGUGGCCGAGGCAGAGUCUGCCCUUGGGCUGGGGGUGCGUGCUGCCCUCGGGGCGUGUCUGUGAUCAGCCAUGCGUUUAGCUUCACGGGAGACUUUCUGUGCAGACAGACUGCCGGUGCGAGGACGGUAGACGAGUUUUGAGAAGGUUGCGGGAGAAGAGGCUUCCGUGUGGGCUGCUCACUGAUUCAUCACAACCAAAUGGCCUAAGCACGGCACUGUCAUGUGGCAGCGCAUUGGGGUGAGAGUCUGGGCCACGCGGUGGCCGUCUUCUCAGAGAGGCCACGUCAUUUCCUUGUUAUGAAUUAGGAACUUUACGCAAAAUCAAAAGUCUUCGCAGCAAAAUAAAGGUCUAAUCUCUUACUUAAAGUGAAAUGCUGUGUGCUUGUUUCUCUCCAAAGUGAAAAAAGGCAUUUAUGGUUUCAACUGCCUUGAUAAGUUUCCAAAUCACUGAUGUAUGCUGAAGAUUUUCCUAUAUUGUUGCACAAUUUUAAGAUAAUUUUUGUCUCAAUAUCAACUUUUUUCAAUGAAUAAAAAUUGAACUGGGUCAAGAAAA
This is a messenger RNA of Myotis daubentonii (Daubenton's bat), 10176 nucleotides long. It is a transcript of the gene SORL1, whose product is annotated as sortilin related receptor 1. Gene Ontology annotation, biological process: protein targeting to lysosome; post-Golgi vesicle-mediated transport; protein retention in Golgi apparatus. Lineage: Eukaryota; Metazoa; Chordata; Mammalia; Chiroptera; Vespertilionidae. Gene Ontology annotation, cellular component: membrane; Golgi apparatus. Gene Ontology annotation, molecular function: protein binding. The record is from RefSeq and is a predicted model, not a curated record.